CACCACAACACGAGGAACUGUGUUAAAGUUUUGCAGCAUUAGGAAGAUUGAAAGCCACUGCCACAGGAGAACCUAGAAGCCAACAGCCUUGAGCAGCGUUGGAUUUGUAGACUCUGGGGCUGCUUGACCUGGAAAGAUAGGUUGAGAAGUCUUCUGUCUGUUGGACAUUCUUUUCUGGACCUCAGUAGAAUCUGUUCAACCAUCUACCAAAGGCUGUUGAACCAAGUCUCUCCCAAAGCCUCCCCUUGGAGGGCCACCCCACUGCGUGCAGGCAGUCGGGGAUUAGCUCUCAGUGGGCUCCAACCUCUUGCAGGAUGACAGAGAAGGAGGUACCGGAAUCCCCUAAGCCCCCCUUCCCAUCAGAGACUCCACAAAGUGGGCUACAACGCCUGAAGCAGAUGUUCAAGAAGGGCCCUCCAGAGACAACAGAGAUGGAGCCUCCCCCAGAGCCCCAGGCCAAUGGAGAGGCAGUCGGGGCCGGGGGUGGGCCCAUCUACUAUAUCUAUGAGGAAGAAGAGGAAGAGGAGGAGGAGGAGGAACCACCCCCAGAACCUCCUAAGCUUGUCAAUGAUAAGCCCCACAAGUUCAAAGAUCACUUCUUCAAGAAGCCCAAGUUCUGUGAUGUCUGUGCCCGGAUGAUUGUGCUCAAUAACAAAUUUGGGCUCCGCUGUAAGAACUGCAAAACCAACAUCCAUGAACAUUGCCAGUCCUACGUGGAGAUGCAGAGAUGCUUCGGCAAGAUGCCUCCAGGUUUCCGUCGUGCCUAUAGCUCCCCACUCUACAGCAACCAGCAGUAUGCUUGUGUCUCCGCUGCCAAUCGCAACGACCCUGUGUUUGAGACCCUGCGCGUCGGGGUGAUCAUGGCCAACAAGGAACGGAAGAAAGGACAGGCAGAUAAGAAAAAUCCUCUGGCAGCCAUGAUGGAGGAGGAACCAGAGUCAGCCAGACCAGAGGAAGGCAAGUCCCAGGAUGGAAACAAUGCAGAAGGAGACAAGAAGGCUGAGAAGAAAACACCAGAUGACAGACACAAGCAGCCCGGCUUCCAGCAGUCUCAUUACUUUGUGGCUCUGUACCGGUUCAAAGCCUUGGAGAAGGAUGAUCUGGAUUUCCCGCCAGGGGAGAAGAUCACCGUCAUUGAUGACUCCAAUGAGGAGUGGUGGCGGGGGAAAAUCGGAGAGAAGGUCGGAUUCUUCCCUCCAAACUUCAUCAUUCGGGUCCGGGCUGGGGAACGUGUGCACCGUGUAACCAGAUCCUUUGUGGGCAACCGUGAGAUUGGGCAGAUCACUCUGAAGAAAGACCAGAUCGUCGUGCAGAAAGGAGACGAAGCUGGCGGCUAUGUCAAGGUCUACACCGGCCGCAAGGUGGGGCUGUUCCCCGCCGACUUCCUGGAGGAGAUUUAGGGGUUCUGGCGCCUGCUGGCCGGAGACACCUAGGCCUGGUUCUGGGCGGGGCCCAGUGCGGGCCCGGAGGUGGGGCUGCUGGGCUACCGGAUGAGGAGGGUUGGAAAGGCCUGCCGGAGCACGGCGAUGUUUCUGGGGGCCUGUCUCCCACCUCUCCCCCUGCCUAGGCCUUCGGAUACCCGGAGCGCUGAGCAGGCGGCCCCAGUAAGACCCACACUGGAGGCCCGUCCAAGAGCUGGGGGGCGGGGUGCACGCCCAUAAAGAGGCGCCGAGGCCCGAACUGUCAGAGGUUGCGGAUCUAUUAAAGU
Molecule: messenger RNA, 1708 nt
Organism: Onychomys torridus (southern grasshopper mouse)
Lineage: Eukaryota; Metazoa; Chordata; Mammalia; Rodentia; Cricetidae
Gene: Stac3
Product: SH3 and cysteine rich domain 3
Exons: 11
Coding region: 315-1400 (361 amino acids)
Biological process (GO): positive regulation of voltage-gated calcium channel activity; positive regulation of protein localization to plasma membrane; skeletal muscle contraction
Cellular component (GO): extrinsic component of cytoplasmic side of plasma membrane
Molecular function (GO): protein binding
Source: RefSeq, a predicted model, not a curated record